Carlito syrichta (Philippine tarsier) is the source of this 8841-nucleotide messenger RNA. RefSeq names its product B double prime 1, subunit of RNA polymerase III transcription initiation factor IIIB (gene BDP1). Bases 253 to 7509 code for a protein of 2418 amino acids. Gene Ontology annotation, cellular component: transcription factor TFIIIB complex. The record is from RefSeq and is a predicted model, not a curated record. Gene Ontology annotation, molecular function: TFIIIC-class transcription factor complex binding. Gene Ontology annotation, biological process: RNA polymerase III preinitiation complex assembly. The transcript has 39 exons. Lineage: Eukaryota; Metazoa; Chordata; Mammalia; Primates; Tarsiidae.
CGGCGCCCUCCGAGGGCGGGGGCGCAGGGAGGGGGGAACAAUUUCGCUCUUGGUGUGGCAGGGUCAUGAGAAAGCGGCGGUGGCGGGAGAGAGGCGGCGGCGGCGGGGCAGUGGAACUGCGGUAGCCGCCCGCCGGGCUGGUGGUGUGGCCUUGGGGGCGGCCGUCGCUCCCAGCCGCCUCUCCGGGCAGCCGCCGGGGCUCGGGGCUGAGGGCGGCCGCGGGGCCGCCUCCCCGGGCCCCCCGGCUCCGCCAUGUUCCGCAGGGCGCGCCUGAGCGUGAAGCCCAAUGUCAGACCUGGUGUCGGCGCCAGGGGCUCCGCUGCCCCCAACCCCCAGCGUGGCCGGGAGUCUCCGAGGCCGCCGGAGCCCGCCGCGGACUCCGCUUCCGAGCCGGCGGAGCCCACGGAUGUGCCCGCGGUGGAUUUCCGUGGAGCGGGGCCCCAGGAAAAGGCUUCUCGGGGCAGUGAUGAAAAGACUGGUCAUGAGAAUGAUGUUGAAGAAUCCAGUAAAUCUUCCUCUACUGUAUCACAGAGGAGAAAACGAAUAUCAAGUACUUCUAGUCUGGUUAAACCUAGAGUGAGUGUUCCUUCAGAACCUCAUCCCUCAUCUUCAGUUAAUCAGGAAGCACUACAGCCAAACUCUAUUCCAGGAAGAGAGAAACAGCCAUGCUCAGACAGAUACCGAAUAUAUAAAGCCCAGAAACUGAGGGAAAUGUUGAGAGAAGAGUUGAGAAAAGAAAAGAAACAAUGGAAAAACAAAUAUGCUAUAAAUGAAAGUCAGAGGCCACCAGAUCGUUCAAAAAUGACAAUGAGAGACUUCAUAUAUUACCUCCCAGAUAACAAUCCAAUGACGUCUUCGUUGGAACAAGAAAAGAGAACUGAAAAACCAUUGACUUCAGUCCAGACAAGAGAGCAGGAGAGUAAGAGUACUCCUGAUGCUGAAGAUAAUGAAGAAAUGGAAGAAGAAAGAGAUGAUGGGCCGUUACUUGUUCCUCGAGUAAAAGUGGCAGAAGACGGUUCUAUUAUUUUGGAUGAAGAAAGUUUAACUGUAGAAGUUUUACGAACAAAAGGCCCCUGUGUUGUUGAAGAAAAUGACCCCAUAUUUGAGCGUGGUUCUACAACUACGUAUUCCAGCUUUAGGAAAAACUAUUACUCUAAACCUUGGUCAAAUAAAGAAACAGAUAUGUUUUUUUUAGCCAUCAGCAUGGUAGGAACUGACUUCUCUAUGAUUGGACAACUUUUUCCUCACAGAGCAAGAAUAGAAAUUAAGAAUAAAUUUAAACGUGAAGAGAAAACAAAUGGAUGGAGAAUAGACAAAGCAUUCCAGGAAAAGCGCCCUUUUGACUUCGAUUUUUUUGCUCAUUUGCUUCAGAAAGUUCUUGCUGAAGAAGAGAAGAGAAAACAAAAAUCUGUUAAAAACCAGAGUUUAAAGGAGAAGAAAUCCUCCAAACCACAGAAAAGCCUAAAAGUGAAAAAAAUUGCCUGUGAAGGAGUGAAUGAUGAUCCUGAUGAGUCUGUGAGUAGUAGAAUCUCAGACACAGAAAUAUCUCAGAAGGAUGCUCAGACCGUGGAAGAAGAAGAGUCUCUGACUUUAUCAGGGCAGGAUUCAGAACAGGUUGUAUUAGAACAAGGCCUAAAUCAAAACAAAAGGAGAAGUAAAAAUCAAGAUGAAGCUAAUCAACAGGAAGUAAACGGUGUUUUAGGAAAUGCCACUGUUCACUUGGGCCCUUCUAAAGGAGAAAAACACAAGAAUAAAUGUCAGCCUAUAAGCACUGAGGUAAAUGAAGAUGAAUGCAGUAAGGAACAGAAGCUUUCCUGCGUACAAAAUAUUGGUGAUAUUGUGGUUGUUACCAACAAUGAAAAAUCUGAGAAGCGAACAGACCCUAUCCUUUCAUCAAGUAAGCAACGUGAUGCCAUGCCAGUAUCAAUUGAGUCUUCAGAAUCAAGCACUCCAGAUUUGCCUUCAUUGGAAGUUGGAAGUAGAGCACUGUGUGAGGAGAAUAAUGCCAAGAGUAGUUGUACAGAAGAAAGAAAUGUUGACUUAAAGAAGAAAUCAUUGGAAACUGAUCAAACAGAAAACAUUAAACCGAUCUUGAGAGGUCGAUUCCGGAAACCUAAACCCAAUUUAUCAAGGGCAGUUGGGAAGAAAUCAGUUCUUUCACAAGGCAGAACAGAAGAUGGAGAGAGCAAGAAUUCAUGCUCAGAAACUUCAGUUGAAAAGAAUCACAUGGAAGAAGAUAAAACGAAUACAUUAGAUAUUUAUGGAAUGGAGAAUGCAGAGCUAGAGAACCCGGAAACUGAAACUAUAUCUAAUUUGAGUGAAAAAAUGUGUCUACGGGAAAACAAUCGGCCACAGCCUUUCAGGCCAGCACGAGUAAUGAGGGGCCGACUGCAAAGGCCAAAGCCGAAUGGAGGUGAAGCUGAAAGAACCGAAGUUCUCAUACCAGAGAAAAAUGCUGAGGUCAAUGUAGAAGAGAGUGAAAGUGAGUCCUGUGUUGGUAGAGAUACUUUCCAACAAAUGGAUGAUCAAUCGUGUAAAAAUUUUGAACAUGAAGAUGUCACAUCACAGCAUGAAAAAAAAGAUGCUUUACAAAAUGUGCAGCUAGAUGAACCCAAGGCUCUUAAUGAAAGUCUAAGCAUUCACAAGGAUAAAAAAGCAAAUAUAUGCAACCAGGUCCCAAUUUUAAGAACUCGAUUUCAGAAACCAAAGCCAAAUAUAGGAAGAAGAACCGUCAGAAAAGAAAUUUCCUCAAAGGAAGAGUUACCAGAGAAGGUUGUUGCCUCUGGGGAAAUGACAACAUCUUUGGAAGAAAUUGUAAGACUAGACACUUCACCAAGGGAGACAGUAUCAGUAGAGUUUAAUAUGACUAAGGAAAUUGAAUCUAAUUUCAAAGAAACUGGAGAAAGAGAAAUUUCUCCCAAGGAGAAGGUUCUAGAAGCUCUUGACUUCACCCUGGAAAUGGUGACAGGUUUGAAAGCAACUGGAAGAGAGAUGUCCCCAAGGGAAAAAACAACAGAGAUGAUUUCUACUGAGGCAGUAGACUCAGCUUUGGAAGAAACUGGAAGAGAAAUAUCCCCACAGGAAAAUGACCCAGAAGAGUCCAAGCCUGUAGGUGAAAUGGGGACAGGGUUGAAAGAAACUGGCAGAGAGAUGCCAGUAAGAGAGAAGAUACCAGAAAUGAUUGAUGUCACUGAAGAAAGAGAAGAAGAUUUGGAAGAAACUGAAAGAAGAGAAAUAACUGCAUUGGUAGUAGUCUCAGAGGAAGCCAAAACUAUGGGUGAAAUAGAAACAGAUUUUAAAGAACUUGCAGGAGAAAUUUCCCAAAGGGAAAAGGUACCAGUGGAAGUCAGUGCCAUAGUGGAAAGAGAGAUUGACUUGAAGGAAACUGGAAAAAUAGAUGUUUCCCUGAUGGACAACAUAUCAGGAAAGAUGACUUGCAUUGAGGAAAUGGAGGCCGAUUUUAAAGAAACGGGAAGAGAAGUCUCCUUGAGGGGUGGACAGUUUGAAGAGAUCUGUAUUACAGAGGAAACGGUGGCAGAUUUGAAAACUGGAAAACUAGACAUUUCUCUAAGGGAAAAUGAACCAGAGGUGACCAGUACUUCAGGCCAAACUGAGACAGAUUUAAUGCAGAGCGGUAGUGGUGACUGCAGAGCCCCGUCUUCACUAGAUAUAAAAAACUUUAGCAGUGAAGUACAAUCGAUGAUGCAUACAUCUGUAGAAGAAAAAAGAAAUUCUAAACAAGAACUAUCACGUCACUUGAACCAUUUCAAGACUUCUUCACAGACUUAUGAAUUUGGUAAAACAGAAGACCAUGGUAUGCCACCUCCAGAUGUUCCAGAACAGUUUUCAGAUAUAAGGUACAACAAAUCUCUUCCUCAAGAACAGAAGCCACUUGAAAUAAAAUCAGCACCUUUUGUGAGAAGUCGAUUCAAAAGGCCAAAACCAAAUUUAACAAGAGCAGCUUUAAAGAGAGAGACUACAGACACAGCAAAACACUUAUCUGGGAAGAAAUCAGAAACUGAUAAAAUGGAGCCUAUUGUGAUACAACCCAAUAGUGAGCAAGCUGACACUCUCCCUUCUCAGCAUGGUGAUGCUUCUCUAAUGACAUCAAGAGAAAAAGACAAAUCAGGUUCUAAGAAUCAGGAGGCUGCGCUGUUACCAUGUAUACAGACUGAAAAGGUCCUUUCACCUUCAGAUUCUUGUGAACCUAAAGGGGAGUCACCGCUUUCACAAGUCCAGGAAAAUGACUUAGUUGUGUCUACGGGGACUCGUAAUAUAAACACUUUACAACAAGAAAUGAAGGAAAGUGUUACCCAAACUGCUCGACCAAUAAGGGGCCGACUACAGAGACCCAGACCAAAUGUAAGAAAGGCUGGACAGAGACCAACAGUAGAAAAAGGUGAAGCCAAAGCCAUAAUUAAGGAAGAAAAGACAGUAUUUCAAAAAGAUGAAACUAAAAAGAAAGUCCUGACUAUGCCAAAUUCUCAAAUUGGAACUGAAAUUGAAGUUGCAUCCUCCAAAGUUUCAGAAUGCAGAAUAUAUGAAAAUCAACAUCAAGUGGUUGUAGAAAACCUUUAUGUUAACAAAACACAUGUGUUAGAUGAAAAAAUGAGGCAUGAAAAUAAACCAUGUGUUCCUAGUCCAGCACAGUUGAUAAGAAGGAAAUUCCAAAAGGCUAAACCAAAUUUGGGAAGAGCACAUGGUAAAAAAGGGUAUCAAGCUAUAGAAAAAGGCACAGCAAUGCAGAGCAAGGCAAGCAAGCCUGAAGAUAAUUUACUGCAGCAAGGAAGUCCUGACACCCAGCUCCUUCCAAAAGAAAAGUCUGAGCUUAUGACAUCUCUGGAGGUUUUGUCAACAAGAGAUUGUGUAGAUUCCAAAGAGUCUGGUUUGGCAAAAAAAAAUGCCGAAUUAGAAGAAGUUGGACCAUCAGGAAGGGUUGGAGAGGAAGCUGUGGGAGACAAUUCAAUGUCUUUAAUUGCUGAAGAGCAGGAUCUCAGUAAGCUAGCAAGCUCUCCACAACUGUUAAAAGAACCAAAUCACUCUAAAGCUGCUCCUGAUAGAAGAACAACUCUCUUUUCUGCAUCUGAAUGUGAGAUAGAUCAUAGUGAAAGGAGAAUACAUAGAAAGAUCAAGCCGAGUGUCACCAAAGGGCGUGGAUCAAAACGAAUUCGGGGUAAGACUUCUAAGAAGGAGCCUAGAGCUUCCAAGGCCAUGCUGGUGACUCUUCGAGCUUCCCAGGAAGAAGAAGAAGAUGAUGCUGAAGAUUUUGAGUCUGACUACGAAGAAGAAAACUAUCACCUUGCUCCAGAAGAAGUGAACAAAGCUCCGGUGUUUGUGCCUGUUGGCCUCAGAUCUCCCGAACCUGUUUCUGCUCAGAUUGAGGAAACAAUGGAAGAGCUUGAAAUAACCGUGAAUGUCCCAGAUGUAGGAUGCAUAGCUGUUGUUGAACAUCAGUUCCCAAACACAGAUGUUGUGACGACUCAGGAAGUGAAACAAGAAGAAAGUUUGCAUGCAUCCUUGUUUGAAAUGGCCACAGAUGAACAUACCCAGAAUGAACCAGGUACCAACGAUGGAAGCACUGAAGCUGCCAUAACUUUACUUACAAUGGGUGAUCUAGUACUGCAGUCCGAGAUCAGUACCGAACAGGGUGAUGUAGGAGUAUGUGUGCUUCCUCAUGUCCAUUCAGAGGAUAAAAGCCAUAUUCCUUUUAGCCCAGAUAAUGUAAAUCACAAAAUUGUUCAUGAAUAUCAGGAGCUUUCUUCACCUGUCAUUGGUAUGUUUUCUGCAUCAUUUGAAGAAAACAAGAUUGUGUUGGAGGAACAAAGUAUCAGAGAAGAAGUUACUUUAAUGGAGAGCAUAGAAGAGAAUUCUUCACUAGCCAGGAAUACAGCUUCUAGAGUAACCAGUAAUUUGAGAAUGAGAAAUAGAUUUUCCAAGCCUAAACCAAAUCUUAGGAAAAUUUUAGGGACCAACAGGUUUCAUGAUCAUCAAGAAGUUCCUAGUUUGUGUGUAACCAAAGGGGAAGAACUGGAAACUCAAAGAGAAACUGAGAAAAAUGCUUCCAAAGCAACAGAAUUGGAAGAUAAAAACCUCGGGCCAGUUACAACAGCAGAGAGUAAGGAGCAGACCUCAUUGGCAUGUGUACAUGGUAUCAAAGGGACCAGUGUUUCUCAAGAAGUAAACCUAACCAAAAGAAAUGAACACCAAGAAGAGGGGUCUGAAGAGAUUCAUAUAUUGUCAGUUGCUCCAAUUGCUUCCUCUGAAACAGGGCCCCGGACACCUGGCUUGGGUAGGGGUCUUGGUGAGAGUUCUGUUGAAGAGCCCCAACCAAAAAACUCUGAAGGAGACAGUAUGCUUGCACUUCAUGUGCCAGAGUGUAUACCAACUGGUAGUAUUCCAGAAAUUCAACAAGAGAAUGGAAUCAUUCCUCAGGAUUGGAUUGUGAAUUUAGCUGUGAAUGUACCUCAAGAUGGAGAAGAAGAACAGGCAUUCAUUUUAACACUGGUGGAAAUCCCAACCAGUGCAGUGGAAGAAUUUACUGAUGCCAAUGAACAGUUAAUACCAAACCCUUUACUGCCAGCACCCAUAUUGGUCAAAUCAAUGAAUAACGAAGAAAGGAAUGACAUGAGUAUUUGUUUACCAGUAACUUCAGGUGGUCAAGAUGCCAUGUGUUUAUCUAAUUCUGGAAGAGCUGAUUCUGAAAAACCUCCUGAUAAUUGGGAUUUUAUACCUAGGAAGAGAUUGUAUUGCAGGCUUGAUGAAAAUAAUCGUGUUCCUUCUGCCAAAAAACGUUCACUCACUUUGAGAGAUGAUUGUCAAGAAUGUGCAUCUGAGGUGUAUUCAAAGGAAUUAAUAAAUGUUUUUGACGGCACAGGGGAGUCUUACAAGGGACAAGAUGUUUUUCCUACCUCAGGAAACACACAUACAACUCCAGCACCUCAAAAAGAGCAAGUUGAAUCAGUUUUUCAGAAUAUAGGCUCUAGAUCUCUUGAUACACCUGUAGAAAACAAUAUGCCUCAGUUACCUCAGGAUGCAAUGACUGUGUCUGAGCAGGAAGAAAGAACCGAUGCGGCUCCUAAGUCUGAACAAAUGAGUAGCAGAACGUCAUCUUCAAAAACUCCACUAUCCAGACCUGGCAGAAGGCCCCUGGGAUUUUUGUCUUUAAUAUGUUCAAAAAGUAGUUUGGAGUCUGAUGAACCUGCUCAGGUCCAUAGUAAGAAGCGUCUAAAGCCUCUUAUACCUGCGUCAAGACAGAAAUCGAAAAGAUCCAAUCCAGUCAAUGAAAGCCAGAAAAAAAAUCGAGAGUCCUCUGAUCUGCCUGCAUCUCCAAGUGUUAUUAAUACUCAGUCUGAGAAUACUGGCAGUUCAGCAGCUCAGAUUUCUCAUGAUCGGCCCUUACUGAAAAAAGGAUGUAAAAGUGGCCAAAACAGAGCACCUGAAGAGGAGGCAGCCUCAGUCUCUGAAUAUUUUUUCAAUGAUAUCUUCAUUGAAGUGGAUGAAACAGCAUAAAACAAUUUUGUGUGUGUGUUUUAAGCCUAGGAUUUUCAGUCAGUUACAUCAACAAAACAGUAUUUAGAACAAAGCAUCAUUGUCUACUUUUCUUUAGGUUCACUUGAAUAUUUAAUAAGCUUGAUUUGAAGCUUUUAUAAUCAGUAGAAAAACGUGUCUGAGGGUCCCUUUGUUCUGAUUGAUUCCACACUUUGCAAAUGCCAAGCAAUUAAGACUGCUUUCUGAGAUCGAAAUAGCAACUUUUGUUUACAUUUUGACUCUUCCUGUGCUGAGCACACAUGGACAUUUGGGUAUGUUGUGGAUCAAUGUCUCUGUAUAAAUCACAAUGCAGGUGUAUUUGGAGGUUGUAUUGUAUUUAACAUUUAGCAUUUCUUCUGUGAAGGUGUUUGUUUUUAGGGGAAUGAUGAGAGGAAGCCUUUUCAGUUGCCCCUGCGUAUAAUCAUGCACGGCAUAACAAUGCUGGAGUCAGUGGCAGACCAUGUAUAUGACAGUGGUCCCAUAAGAUUAAAAUGGGAAUGAAAAAUUUCUGUUACCCCAUGACAUCUAAGUCAUUAUAACGCAAUGCAUUGCUUUCUCUGUAUUUAGAUAAUAAAUACUCACCAUUGUAUUAUAGUUGCCUGCAGUAUUCAGGACUGUAACAUGCUGUAUAGGUUCCUAGCUCAGGCGCAGUGGGCUACACCACAUAGCCUAGAUGUGUGGCAGGCUGUACCAUCCAGGUUUGUGGAACUACAGUCUCGGCUCACAUGGCAGCAAAAUCACAUAACAAGGCAGGCAUUUCUCAGAACACGUCAUUACAUAACACAUGACUAUAUGUGAAAACAAAUGUCAAAUUCCACUUUAGUAUGGUAAAUGUUAAAGACACUUUUCUAUUACGAGCUGUUCAUCUGACUUUAAAAAAGUGUAUUUUUCUAACUCAUGGUGAUGUAACAUUAAUCCUAGUUGCAAAACUAGUAUUUAAACUCGUUAUUUAUAAAGAUGAUACAUCAAAGAACUUAUUUAUUUUUAAAAUUUUUAUUUAAAAGGAUAUCCACUUUUAAUUAUUUUCACCCUUCACAUUGUAGGUAAGGAAGGCAUUAACAGCUUUGUGUUUGUCUUCUUUUCCUUUUUAAUUUUAGAGAUAUUUAAAAGAUAGAACCAAAAAUAUUUAGAUGGUAUAUAUGUCUUGGAUACAUUUUCCCCUCAUAGUUUAGUUUAGACUUUGUACUGUGAAUUUUUGUUUUUCUUAUUUCUUGGAUAAUCUCAGGAUUUUUAUGGGGAGGGACUCUUAACUAUAUGAGAUAAACUUCCACACAAGACUCAGCCUGCUCCUCUCUCUCUCUCUCUCUCUCUCUC